This is a messenger RNA of Ceraceosorus guamensis, 1546 nucleotides long. Its product is annotated as class I glutamine amidotransferase-like protein. NCBI's taxonomy places the organism in Eukaryota, Fungi, Basidiomycota, Exobasidiomycetes, Ceraceosorales, Ceraceosoraceae. The record is from RefSeq and is a predicted model, not a curated record. Bases 417 to 1535 code for a protein of 372 amino acids. The transcript is spliced from 2 exons.
AUCCACUCACCCCAUCGUCCUCCUUCUCAUUCUCGACGCUCGGGCACAGAGCCCAGAUUACGCUUGCCGAAAAGCUCGCCGCGACCACUUUUAAGUUUCUCAGCCCUCUUUUGUGUGUGUUGUUUGACUCGCUGGAACGAUCGAUUCGAAACACCAACUUCAGACGUCGCUCCGGCUUGCCAUCAUCGUCAUCACCACACCGCCAUCGCGUUCUCUGCCUCUCGCAACUCCUCACCACAGUACACUCAUUUGGCCCUUCUCGCUGCUCGCUGCUCGCCUCACGCCCACCGGCCCCUCAGUUCAUCACAAAAGACGCUCGCGCAAACGCAUUCCCGACCGACACUCUUUUGUCCCGCGCGCGCAUCAUCAAAUCACACUUCCACGUUCGGAUUCGCUCCGCAUUCAGUCGCAACACGAUGAAGCGUCGAUGCCUGGUGCUUUGCGCAGCAGCUGCUUUGCUGGUCGCUUCAGCCUCGCCCGCCGUAGCAGGCUCUUCCGAUGCACCUCAAAAGGUGCUGCUGUACACGUACGCCCAAGGUUUCCAGCAUCCCUCCAGAUACGACGCCGCAGACGCGAUUGAAAAGUUGGGAAAGGACAAUAACUUUGACACGUUUCACUUAGACGACCCUUCUCAGAUGGAAGAUGAGGACUGGCUGAACCAGUACGAUGCUCUCGUCUUUAUCUCUACCAGCGGAAAAGCUCUCACACCGCAGGGCGCGGGUGCGAUGAGGAGGUACAUCGAAGCUGGCGGUGGCUACAUGGGCAUCCAUGAGGCGUCCGACACGGCCUACGAGUAUCCGUGGUAUGGUCGACUGGUGGGCGCCUAUUUUGGAGGACAUCCUUUCCCGCAAACUGCCAAGUACAUGGUCGUGGAUGGUGAAGAGGAUCAUCCGGCAGUCAACAACAUUCCAUCCAGCUGGAACGUGUACGGCGAGGUGUAUCACUUCAGUAGCGAUCCUCGCAAGUUGGAUCACACCGUCGUCCUCACCGUCGACCACGGCUCCUACAUUUCCAAUGACAUGACGAUGAAGGAGCUCAACGAUGUUCAGGGAUCACCUCACCCCAUCGCAUGGUUCAAGGAGGGCAACCUGCUCGAUGCACCCAAGAAAUCGGUCGGUGGAGGCGUCGACAACAAACCGCACACCAAAAAGAGCCAGCAGGGAAAGGGCGGCGAUGGAAGGUCCUUCUACACCGCUUUGGGACACACGCCCGCUUCUUGGAGGGACGACGAUAUGCUGAACCACAUUCUCGGUGGUCUUCAGUGGGUCCUAAACUCCAGCACCAUUGCUUCUGCAGGACCCGAUGCGCCAAAGGGAGCACCUGGCACGGCUUACGUCGCCAAGCCAUCCUCGAGCUCAAACAGCACGACCGCCGCAUCAAAGAGCGGCACAAAGGGAUCGUCGACGAGCAGCAGCAGUGGCGGAACAACGAUCGACACGGAAGACGGAGCGAGCUCGUCGGCUUCCGCGUUGGCUUCAUUUGGCAUGCCGUUGUUCGUGGCGGCUACCUUUGUCGGUGCGAGCUUGAUCAUCUGAUUCGAAACGCG